Puntigrus tetrazona (Sumatra barb) is the source of this 6537-nucleotide messenger RNA. It is a transcript of the gene foxp3b, whose product is annotated as forkhead box P3b. The transcript is spliced from 14 exons. Gene Ontology annotation, molecular function: DNA-binding transcription repressor activity, RNA polymerase II-specific; RNA polymerase II cis-regulatory region sequence-specific DNA binding. The record is from RefSeq and is a predicted model, not a curated record. Gene Ontology annotation, biological process: regulation of transcription by RNA polymerase II. Gene Ontology annotation, cellular component: nucleus. Bases 4484 to 5803 code for a protein of 439 amino acids. NCBI's taxonomy places the organism in Eukaryota, Metazoa, Chordata, Actinopteri, Cypriniformes, Cyprinidae.
GCGCACUGAAGUCACACAGACAACCACAACUUUUAAAUGGCCUGUGCUUUUUUAUUAAAAAAAAAAUAUCAUCAGGAUUUUUACAAAUACAUUGCAUUUAUAUACCUAUCCCGGCUAUAUCGGUGUUUCGUCUCUGCGUGACACAGCGAUCCGCUGCGUGCCCUCAUGUCUGGCCAAACAGCUGCCUGAACCGCUGGAAGCCGCGGGAACAGAUGGCCUCGCCCGACAAAGAAAAAGCCGACCUGAGGACACACAAUCAGUCACCUGAAAGCAAUGAAAGCAGCCUGCAAAACAGACGUAUUUGGUAAUAUUUUAAAAAGGUUACUUCAUUUGUAACAUAAGCACAAAAAUGUAGACGUAGCUACAAUUGAAAUAAGUCAGAAUAACGUUAAUGCUUUCCUAUUCUUUCGGUAAGAUGAUUGUUAUGUGAUGCAACCGUGGUCUGAGAUGUAAAGAUGAUUUAUUUGGGAUAUAAAGUUAAAAGUUACCCCAUAGAAGUGCAAAUGUUUCCUAACAUUGUUGUAUAGGCUAUUAUUGUAUGUAUUGAUUAUACAAUAGUUUAAAUAACGGAAUGCAUUUUUCUUCAUAAUCAUAACAUCUUAAAUCACUUAGCAUUAGUCUCAAGUAGAAAAGCUAAUUUACUUGAGCCUAAAUUAAUAAGAAUACCACGUAUACACUACGCGCCCUCUAGUGGGCAGAAGGAUAGAUGCUACUGUAGCUAUUUAUUUCAAACACUACUGCUUAUUUCACAUCGAAGAAAACAUUACUUCAAAACAUUACUUAAAAUAAUACUGCAUUUAUUUUAUACAGAAUCGAUUUCUAUAAAAACAUUACCACAAUUUCAAUGCUCAUUACACUGUAACGUUGUCAUUUCUAAAAUAGAAUUUUGCUGCAUGACUGAAUUCAAUUACUUUUUCUGAUUUUAUUUUUAAAUAAUAGCCGAGUCCUCUUUUAACACAGUUGAAUCCUUUUUAUUUAGCUACUUUCAUUGCCAAAUACAUUUCUUCACCAAGUUCUAACGCAAAGGCCAGUAAAAAAAAACUGGCUUAAAUCUGUAUUUAGUAGUGUUUCGUAGUCUAUAGAAGUGCUAUAAACAGUUGAUAAUGAAUUAACCUUCACUUUACCUACACCAGCUUCCAUCACUCUCCCAUCAUGCAAUUCACCUGUUCAGUGCAAGGCCUAGCGCAAAUAACACAAUGGUCUAUAACGACUGAUAUAAGUCAAUAAAAUAUAGAAGCACAGCACGGAAUUUGUUCACUGAUUCUACAGAGAUUUAAUCGCGAUAAGUUGCUUUCCGUAAUUAGAACGAGCGUUUGUCACUCGUUCCAGUGAAAGUGUUUAUCUGUGCAUAUUUGAUGGCAUGUAAAAUCGUGUGAGUGUCGACGUUGAGUGACGGGCUUUCAGAGGAAAUCAGAAUGCCGCUUAUCAGAAAUCAGAACAUGUGAUGUGUGACAUUUGCUAACCACAAAAAUAAGAAUUCUCAUCAAAACAAAAUUUUCGUUUGCUCUUGUGAGGACAGUCCCAUUUAUGUAAAUUUUAUUUCUUGUGUGUGUGCGAGUGUCUGUGUGAUCGCGGCAGCCGUUUUUAGCAAUUGUUUGCUUUAAACGAAGGCCGUCAAGUUCAGUCGGUGUGUGAUUCGGACGAGUUGAUCCGGUCCCAAAAAAAAAUUAAUUACACCCUGCCAUGGAAAAGCCGAAAAAAUAUCUGCCACCUCGGAAGAGUAGAAAACUUUAACCUACGAAGAUGGCAUCUUCUAGAAAGGUCACUCACUAACGGUCGGUUAUUGGUGUCUAUUACAGUGAAAGCUGUAAGCAGAGUUUUUGGAAACGGCAGGUUUGGUAAUGAACGCGUGCCGCUGUUAGAAAUUAAGAUCAAAGUUUCACAUGUAAAACAAAACGCUGUGAGACCCAGUUACAAAAUCCCAGACAGUUUCACAUUUCAACAUCAGCGUUCGCACUUUGGUCAGGCACUGGUUGGUACUUCGUGUGAUAAUUCUCACAUAUGAAUAUUGGGUCAUGUUGUUUCAGUGGCGACAAUACAAUGUAGAAUCCGUCUUCUACGCCUACAAACGGAUCCGAAUCAGCUGAAUCAGAGAACACCUACAAUAAGAAAUACUGAGUCAUACUACUUAAAACACAUUUGACUCAUAUUUGUGUAAAAAAAGAUAAAUAUCUACUGAGGCAGAUAUCCGGACAACUAAGAAACAUACAGAUGCGAGGCAAGAAAGUGUCUUUAAAAAUAGCAGCCUUAAUGCUGAAGAACAAAAGUUCAUUUUGCAGUUGUGCCCGUUGCAGCCUAAAGAUUUUAAUGGUUGCCAAGUCAAUCAAUGCACUUUGUUGAUCCUCCCCAGGGAUUUUAUUCAGCUUGUUUCAUUCAGUAAGAAAAUGCAACAGUAUUCUCACUUUGCUAACAUUUUCUAUGAAGCCUGUAUUUAUAAUACGUUAUAAGGUUAUACUUAAGGCAUUAUAAUAAAUGCGUAUUGAUGAUAAAAAACAAAACGUAUAAUGUGUUAUAUCAUCUCAUAAAUAAUCUUAAAAGCAAUUGUAAUAGCCUACACAAAAUAUUUACGUAUCAUUUUUUAUGAAUAUGAUUUUUUAUAACGCACAGUGAACAUCAUUUUAAAUUUACUUCAUUUAUAAAGGACUUUAUCAUAUUUUGACGUUGUUUUUGUAAGGUCUGCGCAGCAUAGUGUGAGUGGUUAGGUGCUAAGUGUUAUUUGUGUGUCUCCUGCGAGACUAUUAAAUGUUUGUUAUAUAAACCUAAGAGUAUUAGAAGACUUAUGAAGGGUAGGUAGAAUGUUCACGUACUUAGUAUACUCCUGUGCUCAGUAUGUCUGUUGAGGAACCAUCAAAAUAAAGUGUUAGCACAUAUUCAGCAGACACACUACUAACACUCUAAUGUAGUUGCAGAAUUUACUUAUCAACAGCUGUCUAAAGAGUACCAUCAACAUGAUAUUAUAAAAAUUUUAUUCAAAAAGUUAAAAGCAAAUGUGUCAUAUUAUUCAUUCAACACAUUUAGCUGAUCUUACGGCUGUUUGAGAAUUAUUUGUAUUACUAUUAUUACUUAAUAAGUGUUAUUUGUCUGCUUUAGUAAAGUAACACGGGCAAGAUAAGAGACUUAUAAUGCAUUAUAACAAUGAGAAAUAUAAUCCAUUGCAACUUAAGUCGAUGAUUCAUGUUCAUUGUGUGUUAUAUAUGAUCAUACUCAUAAAGCAAUAACCACAAAUAAGAAUUAUAAUACAUAACAUUUUUUCUCAUGAAUAUAAUAUGAUACAACGUAUUUGAAAGUUAUUUAUAAUUCAUUAUGCAUUUAUUAUAAUACCUUAAGAAUGUAAUGUAUUAUAAAUACAGGCUUCACAAAAAGUGUAACAGGAUAUUGUAUACUGUGGUAUUACGCUGUAAAAUCUAAAGUCUGUUGACAAAAACACACAGCAAAGAUUUUAAAGAGGUUGUUCAGCCCAAUUUGAAAAUUUUAUAAUUUCUCAUUCACCCUUUUGUUGCUCCAAACCUCUGUACAAUUAUGAAGAAAGUUCAAACAACCUUGCCGAAUUGAUUUUCUUUAAAUGGGCCGUGGACCUUUCGGUUUGUAUCUUUAUGUGUGUUCAACAGAAGAGAGAAAAUCAUGCAGGUUUGGAACAACGUGAGUAAAUGAUGACAGAAAUUUCAUUUCUGGGGUGAAUCAUUCCUUUAUUAAACGCACAUGUCAUUAUGCAGCCGACUGUCUACAUUAUGCUAUUACUGUAUGCUUUUGGCUGUCGUAACCCUUGUUCUGCAUUGUGACUCUGCGUCUUCUUAUACCGCUCAUUGUGUAUAGAAAUGACAAUAACCUUAAUAUUAAUUAUGGCACAGCAGUACUGUUAAUCCAUUCUUUUGUAUGUAUGACAGAUGAUGAUUUCGCCUUCAUGGUUCUCACUUACUUUCUUAUAAAACUAGUUCAAAAGUUUACAGUGAAUUUUGCCUGUAAUGUACAUAAAAUUAGCUGCAUAAUUUUAAAGAAGCAUUCAUUGAUUUUUUAUGUAAUCAUAUAUGCAAUUUUCAAAAAGCAAUUGUUAUUUAUAUUCUGAUUGUAUUGAGAAAAUUGGAGGGAAAGAGCUUUACAGUCAAAACGAUACAGAUCAUGAGACUUUAUCUUGAUUAUUUUAUUUGUUGUUAUUUAUAAAAUUUUAUGCAGUGCCUCCUUCGGAAACCUAACAUGUAAAUCCUUUUACUGUAUAUUUAAAACAAUGCACAAAAGGUGUUGGAAACUUUAACGGAAACAAUGUAUCUUAAACGUCACUGACUAAAAUAAUGCGUGGGGCUCUUUUUUUUCCUUUAAAAAUGAUGUUCAGUGUAUGAUGCCAUAUGGUCGUUGGCGCGUGUUGUUUAUGAAUACCCUAACUAUGUUGUUUGUGGAACAUUUCUUUCUAUUUCCUUUGUGAUGACACACAGUAUUUUCUGAGUAUAAAUAAGUGCUGGAUACUGACUACUGGUAAUGACACAACUCUAUGUGGGAAGGUGGCAACUUCAGAUUGUUAUUUUUAUCCUAUAAAGAUCCUGUCACUGUUGUUUUUAACCAGAACUGCACAGGAAGACAACGACUGACUACAAAGGCACAAGAAUUUUUUAUCAAACUCUUGACUUCAGGAAUGCCUAAGUCUGAGAGAGAGAGUGGCAAGAGAGGAAGUGGGAGAGAAAAUGAACGACAGCCACCACUAAAAGAAGAGCGUGAAGCAUCUCCUCCUCUGUUAAACGAAUCUUCUUCACCUCAGAAUGUGGAACAUCUUACUUCUAGAGCUGCUGAUGGGGAACGGAUGCAGUAUCUUCAGCUGCUGUUUCAGAAUUCUCCGGCUGGCCCGAUCAGGCCGUCUGUACUUCGCUCUACAGCUCUACUGCUUCAGGCAAAUGAGAGCCACCAAGCAGCCAUGAACAGAAGAAAAGACACAGGUCACAGGUCACAGAUUUCUAUCCAAGCCGUUGCUGGCUCAAGCCAGCACAGGAAACAUUCUCCCAGCUUUCAUUCUCAAAGCCACGUUGAGUCAGAAAUCCAGAGAUCCAGCUCUCUUUUUAUAAAUGGACAAUGUCGCUGGCCAGGCUGUGACAAAGUCUUUGAAGGCUAUACUUAUUUUCUGAGACAUCUAAACCAAGAACACAGCACAGAUGAGAAAACGAUUGCACAGUGGCGAGUUCAGCAGGACCUGGUACGCCACAUGGAGAAUCAGCUCAUCCAGGAGAAGCAGAAACUUCACGCCAUGCAGCUUCACCUUCAUUUGUUCGAAUACAUCGCCACGCGUACCGGUUCUGAUACAGGCUGGUGGAGGCGGCUGGCACUAAAUAUGCCCCUGUUGGGGGAACCAGAUGGCAGGACAGAGAGAACUAGUGAAGCGUUGGUACGACAGGAACCCUGGCACAUGCCCCCACCACACCUGCUGCCAGAUUUUGUUAAUAGUGUUGAAUACUACAAAUAUGCUAACUUGCGACCUCCAUAUACAUAUGCUUUCUUAAUCAGAUGGUCAAUCCUGGAAGCUCCAGACAAACAGAGGACGCUAAAUGAAAUUUACAACUGGUUCACAAGAAUGUUCUUCUAUUUCCGUCAUAAUUCUCCUACAUGGAAGAAUGCUGUGCGACACAAUCUUAGUCUCCACAAAUGCUUUGUGCGGGUGGAUGGGAGGUCGGGGGCGGUGUGGACAGUGGAUGAGGAAGAGUUUCAGAAGAGAAAAGGGCAGAAAAUCCACAGGGACUACACUUUCAAAUGGCUGACACCUGUCUCCCAUUGCCCAAGCCACGAAGCCUCAGAUGUAUCAAUAACAGCCUCAAAUUCUCAGUGAAGCAUUUUCCAAAUGUUUAAUGCAGUAUGCAGAAAAAAACGAGGUUCAAAAAUAGAUCGUAGAGUUUUAGUUUUGUUCCAGUUAGAAAGGGAUAGUUGCUAAUAUUAAUUUUUGCAUCUCUGUCUGAAAAUAUGCUGUUUCUGUCUUGGUUUAUGUAUGUAAUGUAUGUUAAAAACAAGCACAUAAAUAGUUAGUCAAUGUAAAUUAAUGUAAUUUUGAAUGUAAUUUAGUUUAACAUUUUGAUAUGUUGUACUGUAUGUAGUUAAAAUGAUAAAAAGAGAAAGAAAUACAACAUAUUGAAAUAUCCAAAAUGGUUUAGAAUGAAACACUGACAGACCAAACCUGACCAGAAGAGGGCAUCUGUGCGUGUGCAGGUUUUAGGGUGUGGUGAUUCUGGAGCAGAGCAGGCAAAGACAAAAAGCAUCAUCAUAACUGCUAGAAUGAAAGACAAAGACAUUUCCUAUCCACAUUUAUAAAUCGUAUUCUGAUUAUAUUGAUAAUGUAAAAUCAUUUUUGAGCCACUAAAGCGGAUUUGAUUAAAAGCAAAUUGUACGUUGAAUCAAAUAUGUGUUAUAAAUUCCUCACCGUGUUAAUUUUAAAUAAAAUGACAUUCUUUUUCUGCCGUUUAUUCUUCCACAGAUGUGCAAAAGGACCUUUUUUUCACCUUAUUUUGCACAGCUGUGAUUUCAUGCUGCAGUCUUAAGGUGGAGAGUAAAUAAAUCUACUGUAUCUGC